GUAAAAUCUCGUAACUCGCCGAUCCGAUCCAGUGAACCCCCAAUGUAAUCUCCGUUAAUAUUCCAUCAGACGGUCUGAUCAACCAUAUACACGAUGGCGGGAAACCCGUGAGUCCAUGAUCCCGACCGCAUAAAACCAAGCGAACGGGAACGGCUCCAUCUCCUGCGCCCGCGGCGCCAUCAAUUCAUCUCUCCCCUCCUCUUUUAGUAGCCAAAGAAGUCGGAGGGACGAGAGAGAGACAGAGAGAGGAACGCCGUUCGAAUUCUCUUCUCCUUUUGGUCUCCGGUUUCUUCUGGAAGUUUCUCGAUCAUUCGCCGAGAGCCCAUGGGGAACUGCUCUCCGAAACCGAAGAAUGGGACCCGAUCGCCGGCGGCGGCGGCGGCGAAGCCCGGCCCGAUUGUGCGGCUCUACGGGAAGGAAUCGUGUCCGAUCGCGUGGCGGAUCCGCGUCGCGCUCCUCUACAAAUCGGUCGCCGUCCAGUUCUUCCCCACCGACGGGCCGGUGUUCCUCAGGUGCGGCGGCGAGGCGGUGGAGGGGCCCGCGGAUUCGCUUCUGAGGUAUAUCGAUUCGAAGUUCCCGCGGCCGCCGGUGGUGGCGGUGGAGAGGGGAACAGCAGCCGGGAAGGCGGCGCUGGUGACGGCUUUGCAGCACCGGAGCGUGGAGCGGCACGUGGAGGUGAUGGUGCGGUGGGCGGCGGAGCUGGUCGCCGGCGGAAGAGGCGGGGGGAGGAUGGAGGCAAGGAAGGUGGGCCGGAGUUACGGACAACUGGUGGAGGUGAUGCUGGAGCACGCGCAGAUGGAGGAGCGCCUCCUCUUCCCCGCCCUUGAGGCGGCCGCCGAUAGAGGGGUGUGUAAAGUGGCGAACGAGGAGCACGCGAGGGACCUGCCCAUAAUGAACGGGAUAAACGAGGAUAUCAAAUCUCUGGUGGCGAUGGAUGCAGGAGCGCCGUGCUAUCAGGAGGCAUUGCUCAAUCUCUCCCUUCGCUUCAAGACCUUGCAAGAACAUUGCAAGGAACACUUCAAAGAGGAAGAGAAGGAGCUCUUACCACUUCUAGAGGCUGCGGAAAGAACCCGAAUUGGAGAAGAGAAUGAUACCUCGUCCUCUUUUGCAGAACAAGUGAUGUUGUUGAUGGAGAGUACUCACUCCCACCUCUUCCCCUUCUUCAUGGCUGGGCUUCUCCCUCAUGAAGCCAUGCAGUAUGUAGACCUGGUCUGCCUGUGCACCUGCGAUCAGCAACGAGUGGUCGCGAUGCUCAAAUCGCUGACCACCCUAAUAGAUGGCACACAUCCACCGUCCAUUUGUAAUAUACCCCUCAAAUCUCUGUGAUUGUUUCAUUUGUUUUAGUGCCUUGGAAGUUCUUUUCAUGCAUAUAAUUCCAAAGAUUUCUAUUGUUUGAAAAAAGGUCAGAGAUUGCAGCAAAUCUUGUCUCUCACUAUCUGGUCUGUACAUAUACCUUUGGACACUUCUAAUUGGUAAUCUUCAGUCAAAAGCAA
This is a messenger RNA of Phoenix dactylifera (date palm), 1493 nucleotides long. Its product is annotated as hemerythrin HHE cation-binding domain protein. NCBI's taxonomy places the organism in Eukaryota, Viridiplantae, Streptophyta, Magnoliopsida, Arecales, Arecaceae. The record is from RefSeq and is a predicted model, not a curated record.